Molecule: messenger RNA, 1585 nt
Organism: Oncorhynchus masou masou (cherry salmon)
Lineage: Eukaryota; Metazoa; Chordata; Actinopteri; Salmoniformes; Salmonidae
Product: small ribosomal subunit protein mS33-like
Exons: 3
Coding region: 154-531 (125 amino acids)
Cellular component (GO): mitochondrion
Source: RefSeq, a predicted model, not a curated record
ACCCUUCUUCCUUGUUUGCAAGCUACCAAUUUUUAGUCCAGUCAAACAGAUGAACAGUAUCUACAUUUUGUUUUAAGCUGUUUUCUAGUGACAGUUAUUUGGAUACAUCAUUAACAAUGAGCUAAUGAGGUGCGAUUUACCCUGGCACAGAACAUGUGCCCUCUGUUCAGAGCAGCUCGCCGACAACACAGCUACAGUAACACGCGAGCUAUGGCCGGCCUGUCCAGCUACGCCGUACGUAUGGCGCGUCUCAGUGCACGUAUCUUUGGGGAUGUGGCGCGUCCUACGGACAACAAGUCCAUGAAGGUGGUCCAGCUGUUCAAGGAGCCGCCCAUGGCCCAGAAAAAGGAGGUGUACGACUGGUACCCUCAACACAAGAUCUACUAUGCCCUUACACAGAAGCUACGAUACAUGGGACUCUUCAGAGAUGAACACGAGGACUUCAAGGAGGAGAUGCGCCGGCUGAGGAAGCUGAGAGGCAAAGGGAAACCCAAGAAGGGCGAGGGAAAGAGAGCCAGCAAGAAGAAAUGAGCACUUCCUUUCCCUGUCAUACCUGUGGAUAAACCCAGCCUUGCUCCGUCAUACCUGUGGAUAAACCCAGCAUUGCCCUGUCAUACCUGUGGAUAAACCCAGCAUUGCCCUGUCAUACCUGUGGAUAAACCCAGCAUUGCCCUGUCAUACCUGUGGAUAAACCCAGCAUUGCCCUGUCAUACCUGUGGAUAAACCCAGCCUUGCCCCGUCAUAUAGGACCUAUGGGGGAAUCACAACAGUCCUCGUUUGCUUUGGGACACCAGAGGAAUGGCCUCCCUAACUGUGUUCACAACGGUAACAUGUGACCCCACUCAGGAUGUUCAUAAUGACUGGAUCCUUGGAACAGCUGAUGAUGUGUGUUGAGAGGAUCCUUUCCUGUCCCCAUCACAGAAGAUCCUGUCUGACAAGUGACCGGUCUUUGACCGCUGUGUGUUUGGUACAUAAAGCAUUGGGGCGGCAGGGUAGCCUAGUGGUUAGAGCGUUGGACUAGUAACCGGAAGGUUGCAAGUUCAAACCCCCGAGCUGAUAAGGUACAAAUCUGUCGUUCUGCCCCUGAACAGGCAGUUAACCCACUGUUCCUAGACCGUCAUUGAAAAUAAGAAUUUGUUCUUAACUGAUCCUGUCUGACAAGUGACCGGUCUUUGACCGCUGUGUGUUUGGUACAUAAAGCAUUUCUGUUCAUUGCUUUCCAAGAUGUUUCACUUGUAUCCAAGGUGUUAUGCUUUCCAAGAUGUUUCACUUGAAUCCAAGGUGUUAUGCUUUCCAAGAUGUUUCACUUGUAUCCAAGGUGGUAUGCUUUCCAAGAUGUUUCACUUGUAUCCAAGGUGUUAAGCUUUCCAAGAUGUUUCACUUGUAUCCACGUUGUUAUUGGCUUUCUGUUCUCAUUAGUCUCUGUACAGUGACCGGGUGAAGGAGAACUGGAGGGCGUCAGUACAUAGAACUGUGAUGCUGGUAUGUUCCUAUUGACUGAGACAAAGCUGGUUGUUUUACACCUGUUCUGAGUAACACCAGGUGUCGUGAAUAAAAUACUGAAAACAAAUCUGCUGAAAUGGGA